This is a messenger RNA of Adineta ricciae, 1836 nucleotides long. NCBI's taxonomy places the organism in Eukaryota, Metazoa, Rotifera, Eurotatoria, Adinetida, Adinetidae. The record is from the annotation of a GenBank genome assembly.
AUGUCAACACUCGUUACUGUUCGUCAAACAACUACGACAACAAUGAAGUCGUCCGCAUCGAACAAUCCUUCUGGAAAUGAUAACAAUAGUCCAACACCAGUUCGCUCCUAUGGAAUAACUCCACCAGUAUCAGUGAAAGGUCCUGAUCCAUCGGAUUGUAUAGCAACAGACAGUUUAGAAGAAACAUUACGUUCCUAUAAUUAUUUUGAAUCUGAUGCAGAAUUAUCACAUCGAGUCGAAGUCAUGGCAAAACUAGAUGCGUUAGUACGGAAAUGGAUUCGUAAUGUUUCGAUUGCGAAAAACGUACCAUCAGAAAUUGCCGAUGCAGUCGGAGGAGGUGUACAUACAUUCGGAUCUUAUCGACUUGGUGUUCAUUCGAAAGGUGGUGAUAUCGAUACACUCGUCAUUGCACCACGCCAUAUCGAUCGCACAGAUUUCUUUACUUCAUUCGUCGAAUGUCUUCGUAGUCAACCAGAAGUGCGUGAUCUACAUGCAGUUGAAGGAGCUUUUGUACCAGUGAUUAAAUUAGUAUACGAUGGUAUUGAAUUGGAUAUGCUAUUUGCUCGUUUAGCAUUGCCAAGUAUUCCGAGUACACUUGAUUUAAAGGAUGAUCAACUUUUAUUAAAUCUUGAUCACAGUUGUGUACGAAGCUUAAACGGUUGUCGCGUGGCUGAUGAAAUCCUUGAUUUAGUACCUAAUCGUGAAACAUUCAGAGCAACACUACGUGCUAUCAAGUUAUGGGCAAAGAAAAGUGGUCUGUACAAUAAUGCACUAGGUUUCUUCGGCGGCGUUGCAUGGGCUAUGCUCGUUGCACGCAUCUGUCAAUUGUAUCCGAAUGCGAUUGCGGCAACGUUAGUUCAUAAAUUCUUUUAUGUCUAUAACAAAUGGAAUUGGCCAACACCUGUUUUACUCAAAGAAAUUAAUGAUCCUCAACAUGGAUUUACUGUUUGGGAUUCCAGAUUGAAUUCGUUCGAUCGUCGUCACUUAAUGCCCAUCAUCACACCAGCUUAUCCACAACAAAAUUCUACACACAAUGUCUCACGAUCGACACAGAGGAUCAUUAUCGAAGAAUUCCAGCGUGGUUUGGAUACGGUGAAUCGAAUUAUGUCAGGCAAAUCCGAAUGGAAAGAGCUAUUUACUGGCCGGCCGUUUAUUGAUCGAUAUAAACAUUUCAUUAUCUUGUUAUUAUCCGCGCCAGACCAAGAUCGAUACGUUGAAUGGAGUGGCUUGGUUGAGUCAAAGAUACGUUUACUCAUCGUCAACUUAGAACGAAAUCCGUACAUUGACUUAGCACAUGUGAAUUCAGAAAAGUACACGCCCGAUGAAGUUGUUUUCAAGCGGCUACAACAACCAGCCGAAACUAAUGGAAAUCAAAGCCCAGAAUCGUCAUCUACGAACAAUAGCAAACCAUCGAAUGAUUCUUCUUCAAACUCGAACAAUACUUCUAAUGCAGUUCGUAGCAUGUGGAUUGUUGGAUUACAGUUUCGCAAUGCGAAUAAUGUUCAUCUAAAUUUAACUGACGAGAUCCGUGCGUUUGUCGAUGUUGUCGAUCAAGCUGCAGCAAAUAGUAAUAAAAGCCGUGAUAGCAUUAAUCUCGACGCUCGUUAUAUUCGUCGACGAGAAUUGAGCAAUAUUCUACCAAAGGGUUCACAAUCCACUCAAAGUCCUCGGCCCGAGAAAACGAAAUUAACGGAUGAGAAGUGUGAAAAUCUCAAACGAGCAAAACUAGACUCGACAUCAUCGGAACCGGAUAGUACUCUCGAAUCGGAUAUCAAUUCUCCGUCAAAGCGUCCAAAACUAGACACGAUCGACGAAUCGAACAAUGAUGCGAAAUGA